Acanthamoeba castellanii str. Neff is the source of this 636-nucleotide messenger RNA. RefSeq lists its product as uncharacterized. NCBI's taxonomy places the organism in Eukaryota, Discosea, Longamoebia, Acanthamoebidae. The record is from RefSeq and is a predicted model, not a curated record. The coding region runs from base 1 to 636 and encodes 211 amino acids. The transcript has a single exon.
AUGACACAAAAUGGAGUGCCCCGGCUGCGACUGCCAACAGCCAAGGCAGCGACGACGACUGGCACCACGCCCGAAAGCCACACCACGACGUCGCCCACUACCACCAAGCAGCGCUCGGCCUUCGUGGAGGGCCUCAAGAAGACGCUGCGAACGCCUCGGCUGGGCAGGAGCAGGAGCGAGCGCGACGUGGGCGCGACGGCCGACGUCAUCUCGGGGUCGUUGAAGAACAAGAAGACGACGACGAAGACGAAAACGGAGAAGAAGAUGAAGGGGGCAAAGACAAAGAAGAUGAAGGGGGCGACCGGCGCAGCGGCCAAGACGGUCUCGGACCCAGUGAAGCCUCGCGGGUUGGCCAAGUGGAACGAACUGCUGCUGGAGGAAAAGCAGCGAAAUAAGUCGAUGGGCGACGUGCUGGUGUUGAUGAAGAAAGAUGGAGCGAUCGAGCGGGACGAAGGCUCAGGAGAUGAUGAAGAUGACGACCCAUCGGAUACCACUUCCGACAGCUGCGACGGCACCGGCGGCGGAGGCAAUCUUAGCCCCCUGUCGCCGCGCCACAACCCACAGGCCCUCAACUGCGCGCAGCGCAAGGCCAUGGACGACCUACGCUCCGCUCAUCCCCGCGCCUUUGAACGGUGA